GACCGCUGCUGCUUCCGUAGAACGGGAGACCGAGAAGCACUCACAGAUACACACACAUUAAGAUGACGUCACUGUCCCAUGCAUUCAUUCGUGUCUCUUUCCAUCCAUCCAUCCAUCCAGCCGUCUACCGUGCACACACGUGUGACGUCCAUUCCAUCCACCAGCAACGCACCCUUGCCAUGCGAUGCCGUCCAAAGAGGAAAACGCGUGACAGAGCGCAAGGAUACAUCUUCUACAGUGUGUUUACGCAUCAGCGAGUGACUGCACGUGCACAUGCUGCUGCGUGCUCGACCGACGGCCACCGACACACCAGUGAGUGCACGAAUGGAUGGAUGGAUGGAUGCAUGGAUGGAUGGCUAGAUGUAAGUCAGAUGGUCAGUCGGUCGACGGAAGAAGGGCGACACACGACGGACGAGAGAGGAAGAGAGAGCAGGCGAUGUUUUCGUAGCUUGCCACACACUGUCUCUCUCAUCCGCCGAUGCCACGCACACCGACGAGAAUGGAUCACAUCAAUCAGUGUGAGACGCCAGACAAGGAAGCACUCCCCUCUUCCACUCCCUCCCUCCUCGCUGUAUAUAUGUACAAGGGUAACCUACAUGCAUACCUUGCUUGUCUGGCUGCACCUCCCUCACUCAUGUGGCCUUCAGUGUGAGUGAGAGGCCAUACAUGGGAGAGCUGCACUGUGGCUCGGUACACUCACUCUCUUCAACAGUGUAGUGCGGGGCGGCCUGCCUGGCGCUCUCAGCCGCAAAUGAGCGGAGGUCACUCAGCUGAAAUCCGGAGGUGAGCCACCCCCCAACUCGCUCUCGCGCAGCCAUGCCUUCAACUCGACACUCGCUGAUCGCACAGCUAAGGCUACCUUGAUGAACUCCCUCACGCCUUUCUUGCUGGCCAGACGUGAAGAGGUCAGGCGAUGGAUGAGAGGCCGGCGGACACCCUGCGUGGCGGGGGCGUCCGCCGGCCACUCAGACACCACAUCGCCAACGCACCCAGCAAUGUCGACCACAUCUAGCUGAUCUACGGGCAGGUAGCAGAGAAGCUCACGGGCGGCAGCAAAGCUAGACAGGUCUGAGAAGGUGACACUCUUCAGUGUCGUCAACUCGCCCAAAAGCGGGCUGAGCUUGCUACUGGUGGCACGCACGUCAGCCAAGGACAGCGAAAGAUCGUGCACCGUCAACUGCUCGACAGCCGGGAAGUGGCGGCUCGUCGCCCCCUCCCUCUCAGUCAGCCACUCGGGGAUGCUGUCGUUCACUGCCGAUGCACUCGCGCCGCGCUUGAUGUUGAUGGUGAGCUUCUUGGUGUUGUGGAAGAUGAGCUUGCCCCGCCACGACUCGUGCAGCGCUGUCCCGCCGAGCUUCAAACUGACCUGCAUGCACACGAAGACACACACGUUGGUGCCCUGCCUGGUGCACUCCCUCCCGUGUCUGUGCGCUCCUUACCUCGGUCGCCUUGGCCGCCAGCGGCGUUGCAAUGUCCCCAUAGGGGCCGCCGGGCGCAGGAAGAGCAGUGGCGUCGCUGCUGCAGUCGAUGGUCAGCAAGCUCACUCUCGGCCACUCGAUCUGGCAAUGGACGUCUGCCGCCCACUUGGUGAUGCCCGCCAUGUCGGCCGCCCCCUGCCUCUGCCCGUAGUCCAUCCACCUACGAAAGGCCUCCAUGUCGGCCACACCGAUCGACGGAAUGUCAUCAAGCAUCACGAACCCCAGCUUCUUCGGCGCCUCUGCAUGCAACGGGUAAGGCAGAUAGACAGACCAGCCCCCCGACUAAAGCGAUUCGGUCCUUCUGGUCACGUACGCUUCUUGUCUGGUUUGCUCCAGUUUUGGUCGAGGGCGUUCUUGAGCUGACAGAGGCGGACGAAGUGGCCCAUCUUGAUCCCGAUGCCAGCGAUGGUGGUGAGGUGGGGGCAGCCGACGAGGGCAUCGAGGAAGUCGCUCCACCGGGCGUCGUCGAAUGUGAUGCCGUCGCUGGACUCCAGCCGCUCCAUCUUGGGCGAUGUGCGGAGCAGACGCACCAAGGAGGUGGCCAUCUCACCGGAGAUGCGGCCGACUCGGAGUGUGGUGACUGCCGGGAAGGUCCAGCAACGAGCACUGCAGACACACACGUCGACUCAAGACAAGAAUGACUCGGCGGUGGGGUCAACCCUGACUCCCCUCUCUGCGUACCUGAUGUGGUCAAGACCUGCAUGGCCAAGGAGGUCCAGGUCUGUGACUUUGGAGAACACGAUGGGCUCGGCAUUCGACGUCCGUAGGCGGUCCUUCUCCUCCACGUCCAGCGUCAUCUUCUUGAGUGUGUCCCUGCUGGCCUCCAGCAGCUCCGACGCGACAGACGGCACACAGCCAGCCUCCACAUGAGCCACCUGGAUCCUGCCCUGCACACACACACACACAAACAUGGACAGAGCGCUGAACCCCCACACACGCCUUCAAUGUGUCCCCUGUGAGGCCUCCUACCGCCAUGUGCGGCAUCUUCUUGACUAGGCAGGCAUCAUCUACCACAGAGACGUCAGCGAACUUGCCGAAGAGGCCAAGUGUCGUCUCGGCGGCCCUCGUGUGGGUCCUAGCCUGCAUCAGACGAUAAGGUCACACAUCACAUCACAGCUCAGCCAAACGACCCUCCACUCUCAUCUGACCUCGUCUUUCAAGUUCUGUAGCGUCUUGAUCUUCUGGUAGGUGGGCUCUUCGCCACGCGUCACGGUGAAGCUGCGGAACACGCCGUACGUCUUGUCGGUGGCCUUCUCGUGGAUCUCCCUGUUGACGCGCGAGAGGCUGCGGACGUUGUCGAUGGUGGUCAGGAAGUAGCCCAGGCGGCCCACGACGGCUGCGGGCAGACCCGGCAGACACGGACGGCCGUGAUCCUUCUGACACACAGACAGGCAUCAGGUUGAGAUAUGUGUGUGGACAUCCUCGUAUUCCCUCUGUCACCUCUAAGGGCACGCCCUGCUGCUGUGUCGCUGCUGCAGAACCACACACAUCAACUGAACCAUCUGAAAGCACCACACCGCGCAGCCAUACGUUUGCAUCCCAUCAGUGUGUGUGUGUGUGUGUGUGUGUGUUGUACCUCCACUACUCGCAUCAGCCAGGGCGUCUACACGUCCACGCUUGCCGUCCUCACCAACCGCCACCUGAACACAUGACGUGUGACGUGGUCCACCCAUGUGUGUGCGUCGGCCUGUCUAUGAGUUUGUGUGUACCUCCUUGCUGUGCUGUGUAUCCGCAUCGGUAUGAUCAUUGCGCUGACACGGACAGACAGACAGACAGACAGAAGUGGAAUGAUCGGCGUGUGUGGGGCAAGUGUCUAUGAGUCGUGCCAUCCUUACCUUUGUGUCGUGGUCAGUGGUCUGUGCCAUGUCUUUGCGAAGGGCGGACUGGAAGUCGCUGAGAGUCCUCAGGUAAGCCGACAGGCGGCCAGACAGCGACCCACCACCAUCCUGCAGACAGCAGAUCGACAAGACAGUGGGUAACGAGUAAGUGCCGCUGCUCGCCUGUCUGUUGUUCCACGUGCCGUGCACCUGUGUAUCAUUGUCGGUAUGUGUGGCUAUGAUGUCCUCUGCCCGCUCAAGAUCAGACGCAAUCUGAGAGGCAACCUGCAAGCCAAAAGUAGUUAACACAUCCAUGGACAUCGGUCCUGCUGAUUGUAUGUCAUAUAUGUGAGUAGCCAGCCCUCUCCCCCACUCUCUCUCACCGAUUUCAUCAUCUGCACAACAUCGCGAGAGCUACCGCCGCCGUGAUCUGCACCCGGCCCGCCGCCCUGCCCAAAUGCAGCACACAAUCAUGACAGACAGACACGGCAUCACACACGGGCUGUCCAUCAGACGUGUGUGGUGGUGGUGGCGGAUGAGACCUGCAGAGGCAGUCGGACCGUCACCGUCAUCUUUGUGUACGUCCAUCGGAGCAUCGUCAGACAUCUGCAUGGUAGUUCAAAACCUCACCGCACCACCACCUGACAAACAUACCAAACAAACGGCAGGUCUCAAAUAUCGUUGCUUAUUUCUCGUGCAUCCCCGCCUGCCCCGCCUGCCUGCAGGUCUGUCUGCCAGCUGGCUGUCUGCCUGCUUGCUUGCCUGCUCGAUGCAGCGUCGCUCAGAUGAGGUCACAGUGGUACUGUACCCGCAUUCCACUGACAUCGUUCUCUCUGCGAUGUGUCAACCAGCUCCCACGCAUUGAGGAGGAUGCAUCUCCUCG
Messenger RNA from Vitrella brassicaformis, 4178 nucleotides. NCBI's taxonomy places the organism in Eukaryota, Vitrellaceae. The record is from the annotation of a GenBank genome assembly.